Molecule: messenger RNA, 1221 nt
Organism: Eucalyptus grandis
Lineage: Eukaryota; Viridiplantae; Streptophyta; Magnoliopsida; Myrtales; Myrtaceae
Product: protein SRC2 homolog
Exons: 1
Coding region: 92-883 (263 amino acids)
Biological process (GO): defense response
Source: RefSeq, a predicted model, not a curated record
CCCCACCACUCUCCCUUCCCCAGUCCCUUCGCAUUCUCCCUCUCGUCUUCUACCACCGGAAAAGAGAAGAAAAAAAAAAACGCUCCCGGAAAUGGCGUCCCGCUACGAGCUGGAGGUGACCGUGUCGUCGGCCAAGGACCUCAAGAACGUGAACUGGCGCCAGGGACCGACCCGACCCUACGCCGUCCUCUGGGUCGACCCGAGCAAAAAGUGCUCCACCCGGGUCGACGAGGAGAACGACACGUCCCCGGUGUGGGACCAGACCCUCGUCAUCCCCUUGCCCCCCGGCCCCAUCGAGGACGCCACCCUCUACAUCGACGUCGUCCACGCCGGCUCCGAGGAGGACACCAAGCCCCUCAUCGGCUCCGCCCGCCUCAAGCUCCGCGACGUCCUCGACGACGCCGGCUUCGGCGAGGCCCUCAAGCGCGGCCUCCAGCUGAAGCGCCCCUCCGGCCGCCCCCACGGCAAGGUCGAGGUCAAGGUCUGCGUCCGGGAGCCGCGCUACCGCGCCCCCGACCCGUACCACGCGUCCCCCUACGGCGUCCCCCCGGCGACGAGGGAGUACGCCCCGCCGGCGACGAGGGAGUACGCCUCGCCGGCGUACGGCAACCCCUACGCCGCCCCGCAGCGUGACCCGUACUACGCGGCGGCGCCCCCGGCCGGCGGCUACGCCUACGGGGCGUACAACGCGCCGCCGCCGCAGCCGCAGUACGGGCAGCCGAGCUACGGGCAGGCGCCGCAGUACGGGUACGGCGGGGAGCCGGCGUACGGGCAGUACGGGCAGCCGGAGGAGGAGAAGAAGAAGAGCAAGUUCGGGGGAUGGGGAUGGGGACGGGGCUGGCCGUGGGCGCGGUGGCCGGGGCGAUCGGUGGGAUCGCCCUGACGGAGGGGUUCGAGCACCUGGAGGACAAGAUCGCCGAUGACGCGGCGGAGAAGGUGGAGGACGACCUCGGCUACGACGAUGUAGGCGAGGAAGAAGACUUCUAAGGGAAACGGCUCUCGUCCUUUUGCUUUUUUUUUUUAUCUUUUUUUUUAAUGAAGUUUUAUCGUUUUUCUGGGGGAGUUUCUUUGCGGGUGAUGUUGGCGUUGUAGUGCCUUUGGGUGCAUGCAGGUCCGUUGAUGUGUCAAGCGUGUCUAAUCCGACGCAUAAGCAAGCUCUAUAAUUUUAUUUUAUUUUUGUAAUUAUAUGUGCAUGCGAGAUGAUGCUUUCUUCUUUCCCAA